GGGCGGGCUCUCUGGGCCCCCAUUGGUUACAGGCCCCCACUACCAAGGCUCCCCCACCUUACCCCCCACAUCAGUCUGUCCUGCUUCCAGCUGCUGCAGCCGCACCUUCGCUGCCUCAGCACUCAGCAGCCCCCUGCUCCGGCUCAGCAUGGCCACCCCAACCCAGAGCCCCACAAACGCUCCUACAGAAACGGACCCAUUUUUCUAUGAUUAUGACACGGUGCAGACUGUGGGGAUGACCCUGGCCACUAUCAUGUUCCUGUUGGGGAUCGUCAUCAUCCUCAGCAAGAAAGUGAAGUGCAGGAAGGCGGACUCCAGGUCUGAGAGCCCAACGUGCAAAUCCUGUAAGUCCGAACUGCCUUCCUCAGCCCCUGGAGGUGGCGGUGUGUAGGACCUUCUGCUGUCCCUGGCCGGAGCGCAGGAGCCCGAGGACCCGGUGAAGGCAGUGGGGACCCAGCCUGGCGCCAGGGAGCGCGCCCCCAAUGAGCCGUCACACCCACCCCAAGGCCCUAAGGCCGGAGUCGCUGCACCCCGCUGUCCCUCCCCAGGCCUUGGCAACGAUGAUCCCCCAAAGAGCCCAUUUGUACCCCAGACCCAGAGACUCAGGCCUCCAGCUCCUGGAAUCCAGGAGUUCGUCCCCAGACGCUUGCGAUACUUGCAUCCCUCCCUCCUGCAUAUCCUGGUCUCAUCCAGGACCCCCCUGGCUGUCCCCUCAGGGUCCAUGUCUUGAGCUUAAUAAAUGUGCAUUCAGUUUUCCCCCC
Acomys russatus (golden spiny mouse) is the source of this 761-nucleotide messenger RNA. RefSeq names its product FXYD domain containing ion transport regulator 7 (gene Fxyd7). The transcript is spliced from 6 exons. The record is from RefSeq and is a predicted model, not a curated record. The coding region runs from base 149 to 391 and encodes 80 amino acids. Gene Ontology annotation, cellular component: membrane. Gene Ontology annotation, molecular function: sodium channel regulator activity. Gene Ontology annotation, biological process: regulation of sodium ion transmembrane transporter activity. Lineage: Eukaryota; Metazoa; Chordata; Mammalia; Rodentia; Muridae.